UACAACUCAGUAUACCAUAUCUAAUCAUUUACAUGCGAGUCCGUAUAGAGCGAUGCAUUAGAAGAAUUACGAACUUUCAGUUCGGAUUCCUAUAAAAUUUUAAUAAGUAAUAAAGUUCAGUAAAUUGAAAAUAUUUGAUUGUCAUUGGUGUACUACGAAUAAAAAUGCUUAAAGUGAAGUAUUGUCGUACUUGGUGUUCGUUAUUGAAAAACGGUACGGAGAUCUUCGUGGUUGCACUAUUGGUCUUUUGCAUGCAGUUUUAUCAAGUUCUGACUACAGCGGAUGAAGGACCUUUGGUCAUGUUUGUAGAAUCAAAGUUUACAUGUGAAAAUGGCACUUCUAUUAGCGGACGUCAAGUAUGUGAUAGGAUAGGCGAUUGCCCUAAUGACGAAGAUGAACUUGGUUGCGGACACCCUUGUGGACCUCGUGAAUUCCAAUGCAGCGGUCAUGGAACAAAAGCAUGUAUUCCCAAAGAAUUCCAUUGCGAUGGAAAAAUCGACUGCUACGAUAAAACGGAUGAAGUUGGUUGUCUUGUGGUACGCGGCAAAGGCGCGGGCUUAAGCGUCGAAGAAAAACACGAAGGCGAGAGUUUUCAAGUUUCUUGUUUAGUUUAUGGUGAACCUAUCCCGGAGAUAGUAUGGUAUCGGAAUGAGGGACCUGUAUCUAGCAGAUGUACAUCGACCAGGAUCAAAAGGAAAGGAGUAUUGACUUGUCGGAAUAUAAAACUGGAAGAUAGUGGUGCUUACACCUGUGAAGGUAUCAACCCGAAAAAAUUCACUGUGUAUGCCCGUGCUGUUCGUCCUAUACAUACUGUAGUGGUCCGUCCAAAUAAACAUGAAGUAUCUUGUCGAUCCGAUGAAUUCCAAUGCAACGGUGAUGAAACUAAAGCAUGUAUUCCAAAACAAUUCCGCUGCGACGGAGUAAUCGACUGUUACGAUAAAACGGAUGAAGUUGAUUGUUCACCUAACAUCCAUGCUGUGAAGAAAGAGGAACGUGCCAUAAUCAUGGAUGAAGGUGGAACUUUUGAGAUUAAGUGUUUCUUUUAUGGUGAACCUAUCCCAGAGAUAAUGUGGUAUUGGAAUGGUGGUCCUGUUCCCACAAAAUGUUCAUCAACCAGAGUCCACAAAACUGGAGUAUUGACUUGUCCGAAUAUCAAACCAUCAGAUGAAGGUGUUUACAGUUGCAAAGGUAUCGAUUCGAAAAAAUUCACUGUAUAUGCUCGUACGUUAGAUUCCGAUUAUUCGUUGAAGGUUCAUCAAAAGGAACCAGAAGAAACAUGAAGAUUCAUGCAGGAUUCUCAAUUAAAACACACACAUAAUACCUAUACUUGAAUUUCUAGCAUUUAGAUUCUGCAUAAGUAUUAUUAUCAAUCAAGUCUAUCUAUCUAUUCAUUAAUUUUCUUUAUCAUUAUAAGUAACUAUAGGUAACUUACUGUAAAUUAUAAUUCAUCCUCCCCCCUCAUCCAUUUUCCACCCCACUGUAAACCCUCAGGCCCUCAGGUGUGUGUAAGGGGUAAGUGGAGAGAUUAUUUGUUAUUCUCAUAUUAAUCAUCAAAUACACUUUUAUUUCAUUUUUUUUAAAA
Messenger RNA from Planococcus citri (citrus mealybug), 1582 nucleotides. RefSeq names its product basement membrane proteoglycan-like. Bases 165 to 1280 code for a protein of 371 amino acids. The record is from RefSeq and is a predicted model, not a curated record. Gene Ontology annotation, molecular function: protein binding. Gene Ontology annotation, cellular component: plasma membrane. The transcript has 8 exons. NCBI's taxonomy places the organism in Eukaryota, Metazoa, Arthropoda, Insecta, Hemiptera, Pseudococcidae.